AUGGCGUCUCGAGGCAGCCCCUUUGAGCCUCUGCAGCUGACGGAGGACGAGGAGAAGGAUUGCUACGAUCGUGCCUUUCAAUUGCUGGAGCGGACACUACGUAGCUAUGACGAGCGCGACGCUCAGGGCGACGGCGGUCGUCUCCACCAUUCCAAGCUAGACAGCUCCAAGUGGAAGCUACUGAAGACACAAGCGAACGCGUCAAUGUACGUUGCACACAACAACGCCGUGCAUCAAGACGACGGCGCCGGCGGUGAGAUAGAGAACGCUAUCGUUCUUCUUACGGCAGGGACAAUCCGAGGUGACUUGGACGAAGUCAUGCUCGGCGUGAAAUCAAUAGACGUCAACAGUAUCAGCUUCCGAACGGAGUUGCCUGGCAACCACCCUGUCGACUGCGCCGUGCUGGCCGAGCUGCUUGGCCCAAAAGAGGUGGAUCCGUUCCGGUUCCUUGGUGUUACCUGGCUCAUGUACGAGAACAGUUGGCCGAUCAAGGCCAUGAUGCGGCCUCGAGAUCUCUUGACACUAACAGCUACAGGAACCAUGACGCGUUCCAAUGGUGACCGCAUCGGCUACGAAGUGGUGCUGCCGGUGAGGCUCCCACAGUGUCCACUUUUGUCCGGGACGGUACGCAACGACGUCAUGUACGCUGCGAUCUUCAAGCAACAGGAGCCUGGUAUCGUGGACGUCUACAUCCCCACGUACGUGGAAAGUCAAAGUACUCUCCUUGAUAAAGUGGUUACUAGCGUCACGUGGAAAGCGACGCUCGCGUUCUGGGACGCCCUGCAGCUUGGUGAGAUGAAGAAGUUGCAGUGGAGCAUAGCAAACUGCCGAAUGGAGCGCCAGAAAGAGCAGAAGUCUUCAUCUGCCUGCAAACGCUGCUCGGAACGACCGAGCAUGCUAAAGCGUUUCGGUGGUAUUGGCCACAACGACAAGAACUCCUGCGUUUUGUGUGAUGUGUCCAUGUGCUCCGAGUGUCGUGUGGAACGGAGCCUCAAGGUCCCGGAUGAAAACAGCGGAAGGCUAAAGGACCAGAUUGUUGGUGUGUGUCUGCCCUGCGUGAUGUUCGUACGGCAGCUUCGCCCCACAGACAUCGCCAUGUUCGACCGUAAACAGCGCAGGCCAACAUCGAUUAUCUGA
Messenger RNA from Phytophthora nicotianae INRA-310, 1137 nucleotides. RefSeq lists its product as hypothetical. The coding region runs from base 1 to 1137 and encodes 378 amino acids. Lineage: Eukaryota; Oomycota; Peronosporomycetes; Peronosporales; Peronosporaceae. The transcript has a single exon. The record is from RefSeq and is a predicted model, not a curated record.